GUCAAAUUCAGCAUUCCCGAUAGAAAUACAAAUCGAAUAAAAUCAAGAAUAACUGAAUGAAGAAUAGGUUGACUUCUUGUGUUCUUGUGACCGUUAAAAUAUUAUAUCUCUGUAUCUAUCUUUCUUCUCUUUGUUCUUUAGCUAAUGUAGUUGACUUCCGAAGAAACAACAAGAAGGAAUGGAGAUUUUGAGGAGCAUAGCUCUUACAGUACUAUCAGCGAUCACCAUCGUUCUUUCUUUCACAAUCUAUCUCACGAUCAAAAUCUUCACCGGAAAAUCAAGAAACGACAAGAGAUAUGCUCCCGUACAUGCCACGGUCUUUGAUCUUUUCUUCCACAGCCAUGAGUUAUAUGACUACGAGACAAAGAUCGCGAGGACAAAGCCUACUUUCAGGUUCUUGAGUCCGCAACAGAGCGAGAUAUUUACUGCAGAUCCUCGUAACGUGGAGCAUAUUCUCAAGACAAGAUUUGAUAACUAUAGUAAAGGACCAAGUACUAAUGAAAAUCUUGCGGAUCUUUUGGGACAUGGGAUAUUUGCUGUUGAUGGUGAGAAAUGGAAACAACAGAGGAAGCUUGCGAGCUCUGAGUUCUCUACUAGGGUAAGAGACUUUAGCUGCUCUGUUUUUAGGAGAAAUGCGUCAAAGCUUGUAGGUUUUCUCACGGAGUUUGCUCUCUCUGGAGAAGCUUUUGAUGCUCAAGAUAUGUUGAUGAGAUUUACACUGGACUCCAUCUUUAAAGUUGGCUUUGGUGUGGAGUUAAGAUGUUUGGAUGGGUUUAGCAAAGAAGGGGAAGAGUUCAUGAAAGCUUUUGAUGAAGGUAAUGUAGCAACUAGUUCCAGAUUCACCGAUCCACUUUGGAAGCUGAAACGUUUUUUCAACACUGGAUCGCAAUCUAGACUCAAGAAGAGCAUUGCUACUAUAGACAAGUUUGUCUACAGUCUCAUUACCACUAAAAGGAAAGAGCUUGCAAAGGAACAGGACACUGCUGUUAGAGAGGACAUACUAUCGAGAUUUCUUGUGGAGAGUGAGAAAGAUCCGGAGAACAUGAAUGACAAGUACCUGAGAGAUAUAAUUCUAAGCUUCAUGAUUGUUGGGAAGGACACAACCGCUGCAUCUCUCUCAUGGUUCUUGUACAUGCUCUGCAAAAACACACUUUUUCAGGAGAAAAUCGUACAAGAAAUCAGAGAUGUGACAUCGACUCACGAGAAAACAACCGAUAUAAAUGUUUUCACUGAAAGCAUAACUGACGAGGCUCUUGACCAGAUGCACUAUCUCCAUGCAACCUUGUCGGAGACCUUGAGGCUUUACCCUUCUGUGCCUGUGGACAUGAAGUGUGCAGAUAGUGAUGACAUUCUUCCAGAUGGCCACAGAGUGAACAAAGGCGAUAAUAUCUACUACAUAGCCUAUGCAAUGGGUAGGAUGACUUACAUUUGGGGUCAAGAUGCUGAGGAUUUCAAGCCAGAGAGAUGGCUUAAGGACGGCGUGUUCCAACCCGAAUCACCAUUCAAAUUCAUAAGCUUUCAUGCUGGUCCAAGAAUCUGUCUUGGCAAGGAUUUCGCUUACAGGCAAAUGAAGAUAGUAUCAAUAGCCCUUCUUCACUUCUUUCGCUUCAAAAUGGCUGAUGAGGUGUGCAAUGUCCGUUACAAGAGAAUGCUUACACUUCACAUCAAAGGAGGACUUCAUCUCUGUGCAAUCCCAAGGACACACAUUUGAUUUAACCAGAACAGUUGCCAAUAGUGUUUGGUUUCAUAUAACCUUAAAACUGAGUGUCUGUUUCAUGUAACCUCAAAACUUAAUGUGUAAAAAAUUGAGUCAGACAAAGAUGCUCGACAAAGAUGGAAUCAGACAUCCAAAAAUUUCCUUGUGCUAAAUAAGCCUCUUUUAAAGAUAUUUGAAUGACUCAACUAUCAUAUUAGAAUCCGUAGAAAAGGACAUAAUAUCGUAUAAUUUUACAGCCAGCUAGUACAAAAAAAA
Camelina sativa (false flax) is the source of this 1972-nucleotide messenger RNA. RefSeq names its product cytochrome P450 704C1-like. The record is from RefSeq and is a predicted model, not a curated record. NCBI's taxonomy places the organism in Eukaryota, Viridiplantae, Streptophyta, Magnoliopsida, Brassicales, Brassicaceae. Gene Ontology annotation, molecular function: monooxygenase activity; oxidoreductase activity, acting on paired donors, with incorporation or reduction of molecular oxygen; iron ion binding.